This is a messenger RNA of Spinacia oleracea (spinach), 1860 nucleotides long. Its product is annotated as putative kinase-like protein TMKL1. Gene Ontology annotation, biological process: protein phosphorylation. The record is from RefSeq and is a predicted model, not a curated record. The transcript is spliced from 2 exons. NCBI's taxonomy places the organism in Eukaryota, Viridiplantae, Streptophyta, Magnoliopsida, Caryophyllales, Amaranthaceae. The coding region runs from base 169 to 1308 and encodes 379 amino acids. Gene Ontology annotation, molecular function: protein kinase activity; ATP binding.
CAAAAUCAAUACAGAAUUCCCAGAUCAUAACACCUUUUCCACCUUUAUGGCCUACUCUUAAAACUCCACCCCCACACUUCCACAUUCUUCAACAAAUGCAAAAUCAAAAUCACAUUGUCAUACUAUUACCUUCUUUCUCUCUCCUAUUUGUCUCUCUCAACAACAAAAAUGAAACAAACCCAAUUCCUCAAAUUUCUAUUUCUACUAAUCCCAUUCACAUUCAUCAUCUUCAUACUCAUUAUCUACUUACUCAAAAGAAAAAACCCAGAAAAAAACCAGCCUUCUGAAACAGGGGACCCAGAAUUAGGGAACACUAUUAACAAAAACAACAAGGAAGAAGAAGAAGAAGAAGAAGAAGAGUUGAUGUGUUUCCAAGGGGGUGAAGAUCUGACUGUUCCUGACAUUUUAGAUGCUCCUGGUGAAGUUAUUGGAAAAUCAAGUUAUGGUACAUUAUACAAGGCUAAUUUAUAUAGGAAUAAUAAUAAUAAUAAUUCAAUUUUAUUGCUUAGAUUUUUGAGACCUGCUUGUAGUGGGACCAUUAGAGAAGUGAUUCCUGUAGUACAUGCUAUUGGUUUAGUCAGGCAUUCUAAUUUGGUCCCUCUGAAAGCUUUCUAUAUGGGUCCCAGAGGUGAGAAGCUUUUGGUUCAUCCAUUUUAUGCUCACCCCAAUCUUGCUCAAUUCAUUAAAGAUAGCAACAACGAGUCUCACAAAUGGGAUGUGAUUUACAGCAUUGCCCUAGGUUUAGCAAAGGGGUUAGCUUAUCUUCACACAGGAUUGCACAAACCUAUAAUACAUGGCAAUCUCAAGUCUAAAAAUGUAUUGUUGGGUUCAGAUUUUCAGCCAUAUAUAUCAGAUUACGGUCUACAUCUGGUUUUAAACCCAACCGCGGGCCAAGAAAUGCUAGAGACUUCUGCAGCUCAGGGGUAUAAGGCUCCUGAACUGAUGAAAAUGAAGGAUGUUAGUGAAAGUACUGAUAUAUACAGUCUUGGAAUACUCUUGCUUGAGCUGCUAACUGGUAAAGAACCCGUUAUUACUGCAAACUCAUCAGAUUCUGAACAAUUAUACUUGCCAAAUGUCAUAAGAAGGGCAAUUUUGGAUCAUAGGAUCAAUGAUAUGUAUCAUCCCCAAAUUGUAUCUAAUCAAACAGGAAAACAAAGGCAUAAGACAGAAGAUUGUGCACUGAAGUUGGUUCAACUCGCAAUGUCUUGUUGUUCUGCAUCGCCUUCUCUAAGACCAGAAGCCAGUGAAGUGGCAAGGAAAGUUGAGGAAAUUGGAAAGGAACAAGCUUUACAACACAAAAGAACUUAACAUAUUAUGAUUGAUGAAUGAUUAACUUCAUAUUAUGGCAAAUUUUUGAAGGAGGGGGACAACAAAGAUCAAAACUUUUGAUGAAUUUGUGGUAUUGUGGUGUGCCCACUUUGUUGUAAACAAAAGUUGAAGGAUUGAGUCAGAUGGCAAAGGAAAAACACAUUGGAAUUUGUGCUCAAUCAGACUGCUGGGAUUUUCCAAGAUUUAUUUAAUUGCCCAGAAUCAAGGAAACAUGGGAUGCUGGAUAUUAUUGGGACCCUCAGAAAUUAUCUUCUUGUCUGCUGAUUACUGCAGGAUUUAGCAAGAGGGAAAGCUUAACAAGACCUUGCUAAUGAUUAUGCUUAACAUAUUGAUUAUUUUUUUAGGGAUAAGGAGGCAAAGCCUGCUUAAUUAAUACUUAUAUUUUUGUGGAUGUAGAUAGUUAUACUCAACAGAAAAUUCCAAUCUUGAGUAAAAGUACAGUAAUUUCUUGUACAAUGGUAGCACAGAUAACCCAACUGUGUUGUAAAAUGUUACUCUGUAACUGUUUAGAAAUCUCUAGUUUGUUGUUUA